Messenger RNA from Arabis nemorensis, 1482 nucleotides. The record is from the annotation of a GenBank genome assembly. NCBI's taxonomy places the organism in Eukaryota, Viridiplantae, Streptophyta, Magnoliopsida, Brassicales, Brassicaceae.
AUGGAAUCGGAGAUGGAUCCUCUCAAGGUUGAGAUUCUACCUGACCACCAAUCAUCGCCCUACACUUUCACUAAGCCCAAGUCUAACCCCAAGAAAUCGAUUAUCUUGAUAAUCGUUGCUUCCAUCGUUUCCUUCGCUAUCACGUUAGGGUUAUUAUUUGUUUUAGCUCCGGUUUUACUCUCCGGAUGGACAAGUUCGUUCCGGUACAGCGCUGUUAUCGAUGCCGGGAGUUCGGGGAGCCGGAUCCAUGUGUUCAGGUACUGGAUUAAGUCCGGGAAACCGGUUUUCGAUUUCGGUGCGGAGAAUUACGCUAGUUUGAAGCUGAAUCCUGGUUUAUCGGCGUAUGCUGAUAAUCCAGAGGAAGCAAGCGUGUCAGUCACGGAGCUUGUGGAAUUCGCGAAAGGGAGAAUUCCAAAGCGAAGUUUGAAAGAGAGUGAUAUUAUGUUAAUGGCGACCGCUGGAAUGAGAUUGCUUGACGUAAAUGUUCAAGAACAGAUUCUUGAAGUUACAAGAAGAGUUCUUAGAUCUUCUGGGUUUAAGUUCCAAGACGAAUGGGCAAGAGUUAUCUCUGGAUCUGAUGAAGGUAUAUAUGCUUGGGUUGUUGCAAACUAUGCGGUCGGUUCGCUUGGAAGCGAUCCUUUGCAAACAACCGGGAUUGUUGAACUCGGUGGUGCUUCUGCUCAGGUGACAUUUGUGUCGAGUGAGAAUGUGCCUCCUGAGUUCUCGCGUACGAUAACUUAUGGAAAUGUUUCAUACACUAUCUACAGUCACAGCUUCCUCCACCUUGGACAGAAUGAAGCACAUCAAAGGUUAUGGGAAUCACUUCACAAGUCAGCUGCAAACUCUACAGAGGAUGAAAUAGUUACUGACCCUUGUACUCCUAAAGGAUACACUUACGAGAACAAUUCACAGAAGCAUUCAUCACGAAUCUUAGCUGAAGAAAGUAGAUUAACAGGCUCACUUCAAGCUUUUGGUAACUUCUCAAAAUGCCGAUCCGCUACAUUCGCAAUGUUGCAAGCAGGAAAUGAGAAUUGUCCUUAUAAGCAUUGUUCUAUUGGAUCAACAUACACACCUGAUCUUCAAGGACAUUUUUUUGCUACAUCAAAUUUCUACUACACCUCAACAUUCUUUGAGUUGCAUGAAAAGGAUUGGUUGGCUGAAAUGAUUCCAGCCGGAAGGAGAUACUGUAAAGAAGAAUGGUCCAAACUGAAAGAGAAAUAUCCAACAACUAAAGAAGAAUACUUGCUUGGUUAUUGCUUCUCAACAGCUUAUAUUAUCUCAAUGCUUCAUGAUAGUCUUGGUUUUGCUCUUAAUGAUGGAAGAAUCGAGUUUGCGAAUAAAGCAGGAGAAAAGGAGAUACCACUAGAUUGGGCAUUGGGGGCUUUUAUCGUACAAACUUCCAGAGAGCACACUUCUGAUUACAGUGGUAAAUCUAGGAAAAUGGUUGGAUUCAUGAGUAACGUAGCCAAAUUCAAAGUAUGA